CUGUUUGGCGUAACAAUGAUCGCAGGGAGUUUUGGGCUGAAGGACAGAAAAGAAGAUGUCGAAUCAGAUGCCAACACACCCGUCGCUCCCACUGUCGCACAGCCCUCAUCGAUACAUCUGCCCACCUAUGCCAAUCGUUAUACGGAUAUACCACGCCUGAACCGUUUAAAGUUCAUUGCAAAAGUGUGCCCCAAGCUGCGAGUGCCAGCGCUGGAGCUUGCCAUCAAUCAUGUUAAGACCACAUACAAUGUGAAGCUCUACGAUGAACUUUACAAGACGCUGUCCGCGGCCAUUGACAAAAAGAAGGCACAGAUGGACAUGGACGAGGCGGCCAGCACAUCAAAGGGUAAUGCAUCGCAGGCAGGAUAUAUCAAGAAAGGUCCUGUGCCCUACGAUGCCUACUGGGUGGAGGAUAACACCAUGGAGUCGACACUGCUGCAGCAGGAGCUCGAUGCAGAGUUGAAUUACAAGAAGGCAAAUUCGGGCAGCGCCAAAGUGAGGCGCAUUCUAGAGGAGAUCGGGGACUAUCAUCUGAAGAGCCACAACCUCAAGAUGGCCGUCAAGUACUACGGCAGGGCCAGACAGUACUGUACCAACAGCGAUAAUGUCAUCAAUAUGUUCCGCAAUCUGAUUCGGGUCUCCAUUUACAUGGCCAAUUGGUGGCAUGUGCUCACCUACAUCGAGGAUGCCAAAAAAUAUGCCUUUGGAUUUGAUAAUCUCUCGCAGAAGGUGCCGCCACGACUCAACUGUGCCGCGGGGCUGGCCAACAUGGGGCUGAAGAUCUACAAAACGGCGGCACAUUGCUUCCUGCUGAUCCCUUUCGAUCGCUAUGACUUUGAUAAUAUUGUGGCACCGGAGGAUGUUAGCUACUAUGCGGGGCUCUGUGCCUUGGCCACCCUCGAUCAGGAGAUGCUGGAUCUGGGUUUCAUCAAUUCGGAGGGUUUUAGGCCGUUCUUUCAGCUGUCUCCGCAGGUUCUGUCUCUUUUGACCACCUUCCAUGCGGGCGAUUUAGAUCAUUGUCUGCUGCUGCUGCACCAAAUCGAGGAUCAUGUCAGGUUGGAUUAUUAUCUGGCCCCACAUGUGGACACGUUGUUUGACAUGAUCAAGGUCAGGAUUCAAAAGAAAAGAGUGCCCAAAGUGCCGCCAGCUGCCAAAACCACACAAAGACUUAAAAUUAUUAAUGAACGCACAAAAUCCUCUCAUGAAAUGAAUUAAUUAAGUUACAUUUUG
Molecule: messenger RNA, 1230 nt
Organism: Drosophila subobscura
Lineage: Eukaryota; Metazoa; Arthropoda; Insecta; Diptera; Drosophilidae
Gene: CSN1a
Product: COP9 signalosome complex subunit 1
Exons: 1
Coding region: 16-1215 (399 amino acids)
Cellular component (GO): COP9 signalosome
Source: RefSeq, a predicted model, not a curated record